CAUGUCUUUUGGACUUGGGGAGGAAGUAAGAGUACCGGGAGGAAACCCACGCAGGCACAGGGAGAAUACGCAAAAUCCACGCAGUGUGUGUGAAGAGAUGAUCAGCUGUGGCCAGUAGGGGUGCUAUUGUCACCGCUUCGCCCAUGAAGCCAAAUAAGGAAAUGACGUCCUCCAUGAGGAGCUAUGGUCUCAAAUAGGAAACUGGAGCACAGACACCGGGACCGGGUAUAUGAGAGGUAGAGGGGGGGUGUCGGAGCUGGUGCUGACACAACACGAGCAACUAUACCUUUGGGAAACACCCCUUAAGCUUAAGCUUAAGAUGAUACAUAAGAUGGAUUCUUUACUAUCAUCCUAGCCUGAAGAUGCUUUCGGAAAACAGGACCCCGGCUCAUCCAUUCAUGGACAUGAUGUGCCUCCGAGAGUAUUAUGCUCCCAGUCAUAGAUGGGUGACAUAGCACAAGAUGAGGCGAACUUCUACUCCCAUGCUGAGGACUACUGGAAGGAGGUUUCCCCCACAGUGGACGGCAUGCUGGGAGGUUACGGCAGCAUCUCCAGUAUUGAUAUCAAUGGAUCCAAGGCAUUCCUGCACAAGUUCCUCGGUGACGGGGAGGGGAAGACGGGUACGGGCUGUGCUCUGGACUGUGGAGCAGGCAUCGGGAGGAUCACCAAGCGUUUGCUGCUGCCUCUGUUCAGCACUGUGGACCUGGUUGACGUGACACAGGAAUUCUUGGACAAAGCCAAGCCUUACCUGGGAGAGGAGGGCAAGAGAGUGGGGAACUACUUCUGCAGCGGCCUGCAAGACUUUGUACCGGAGAGUGAACGCUAUGAUGUCAUCUGGAUCCAGUGGGUCAUUGGCCACCUGACAGACGACCACCUGGUGGAGUUCUUGCGACGCUGCCAGAGAGCCCUGCGGCCCAACGGCCUCAUUAUCAUCAAGGACAAUGUGUCGUAUGAGGGCGUGGUUCCUGAUGAGGUGGACAGCAGCGUCUGCCGCGAUCUGGAAAUAGUUCGCAGUCUGGUGGGCAGAGCGGGCCUUCGCAUCGUCCAUGAGGAGCAACAAAUGAACUUCCCUAAGGAGAUCUACCAAGUCCACACGCUGGCUCUGAGAUAGAGGACUGUUCCCUCCAUGUGACAGGAAGAAGGGCAGCCUUGUAUACAAAGUUUUUCUAAUGUGGAAAUGGUGUUUCUCGAGUCAGCAAUCAAAUCGUAAUCUGUUUGGAAGUGAUCCGCAGUAUGAUGUGUUUGUGGAGCGUGUCUGUUGCUAACUGCAAACGUUAGUGCCCUGCCCAGUGCUUAUUUCAGAGUAAUCUUUUCUGGGAUUCCAGGUCAAAUUACACCUCUUUCUUGUGAAUAGUCACUCCAUCUCCCAUUCAAGUUGAACAUAUUUGAGUAUGUUUUUCCCCUUAUUGUGUGAUCUCCAGCAAGCUUACAGGUCAGAGGUCACGUUGGUCCAACUAUGGCUGUGUGGAUUUACUGUAGUGUUGUUUCAUCAACAUACAACAAACUGCAGCAUCACUCUUACAGACUGUUUAGAGUUUAUUCAACAUUUAUUAAUACCCACAGUGGAACUAUGACAUUGCAUCCUUUACAGGAGGAGUGCAAGAGGAGAGCUGAGUGCAGGGCACUUUCAUUGAAUAGAAGACUAAUGUGACUGUACCCUUACCCCAUUGUCAACGGGGUGUGGAGUCUGUUGCGUUGAUGUCUAGUUCGACUCUCUACUCUAAGUAUUUGAGAAGGGGAACAUCUUUAAGCAGUCUGUUCUGUGGCAGACAAAUUUACAAUAUUAAAAGUUGUUUUGCGUUUGCAUUUUUGAUGUAAUGCAUAAUGAAAACACACUUGCAGCUUGUUUAUUAUCAGUGUGGUAACAAAUACUGAUUUAAUUACUAUAAUACCACAUGCUGUCUCAUCGUUCUGUUCUGACUGCAUUUCCUUAAUAGUGUAUGUUAGCAGAAGGAAAACCGUAGUAGAGCUUAUGAGAUGCGUGACACUCUAGUCAUGAAUCCAGCAUUGGCACACCAGCUAGAAUGUUGGUGGAGCAACGACACAGUCGCAUCCAGUGGACACUGGGAGUUAGAGUGAUAGUAGCAGUGAAUGGGGGAGUAAGUGGACUUUUACCUCAGGGAAGCUCAACGAUAAAGGAAACAAACAAUGAAAUUGAGACAGUGUAGUGCGUUUUCCUUUUCUCCAGUUCUCAAAUUCCACUGUCUGACAAUAUCAUAUUCAUAGUCUAUAUCUGUUUUGUUCUGGGAAACCCAGGAAGCUUUAUUUUAUGCCUGCACUGGUUUGUCAAAUGGACAUAUUUUAAAUUAUUUUACAUCAUCUUAUCUUAACAUUGCCUCAAAUUUAGUCUGGUAUUCCACAACAGGAGUUGGAAAAGAUUGAGAUACCUGUGGAUCUAGCAGAGAAUUUGAAACAGCCAGGUUCAGACAGACAUGUUUUUGGUAACGUAAUUACAGACUUCAUCUUCCUAUUGGCAGCUACAGACUUUCACACUUUUUAGACAAGUAGCUAUAGUGUGAGGGCUUUAGACAAAAUUUUAGACCCAGUCUGACACCUAUUUUACGUGAAAUUUCACAUUAACCGUAAAUUGAUCCUCAUUGGAUUGUUUUUCAUUUUAAGUAAGACAGUACUGAAUUCUCACAGCAGUCUGGUGUAGUUUACAGAUUAAUAGUUAAUUAUGACAUUAUUUAUACAAAUAGUCACAAUUAUAUCUCACACAUUGUUUGCUGCUGCACCUCUGGUCCAUUACACUGUGUGUGUCAACUGGUUACGUUUACAGCUACCUUUAGGUAAUGCAUUUUCCUUUGUUAUGUAGUAUAUUUUACAUUUUCAUUUUCUACUAGGCAGUCUGGCAUUUGUAAACCAGUGACACACAAACAGACUGUGUCUAUCAUGCUUAGUAAGUGCAAUAAAUACUUAGUUGCAAAUAUAAGCCUUGGUCCCUAAGGUCCAAUCAGAACACAACAAUAGAGUGCAGUACUUAAUUAAUUUCUCUAAUGGCAUCAUUAAUGCAAACUGACUUGGUAAACCCCACUGGAACUGGACCCUCUAUGGGAAGAGAUGAUUUUUGAUUUUACUUUAAACUUAAAAGUGUAACUAUGUAACUUUAGGAAGAAGAGAUAACAAUCUUCCCUUUACAUGAGAUGUUGAUUUUAUAAGCAAUAAAACACACCUUUGCUCAAUUCAGUUCGACCUUGAGUUUUGAAGCUACAGGAUACUUGGUCUGGUAUGAUCAGUAGCUUCUGAUCACACUGGUGGCUAAUGUUAG
This is a messenger RNA of Xiphias gladius (swordfish), 3268 nucleotides long. RefSeq names its product N-terminal Xaa-Pro-Lys N-methyltransferase 1 (gene ntmt1). The transcript is spliced from 6 exons. Gene Ontology annotation, molecular function: N-terminal protein N-methyltransferase activity. Gene Ontology annotation, cellular component: cytoplasm. Gene Ontology annotation, biological process: N-terminal protein amino acid methylation. Lineage: Eukaryota; Metazoa; Chordata; Actinopteri; Istiophoriformes; Xiphiidae. The record is from RefSeq and is a predicted model, not a curated record. Bases 443 to 1111 code for a protein of 222 amino acids.